AUGCCAGAGCCAGUAAAGGCGUCCAAGGAGGAUGUCCCUGCUGCAUCGGCAGUCAAGGCUGCUGACGCCGCCGAUAUCAAGCCGCCCAGCGAAAAGGAACAGCUUCUUGCGCUUCUUCGACACAACUUUCUCUUGAUCGAGCGUAGCGUUUCGCAUAUCGAGCAGCGCUUCACUGCACGUGUGCUUCGAACGCUACCUUACAUCAGGAGAAAGGUCAACGCCUAUCCGGAAGUGCUCGCGCUCGCUGUGCAGGAAGGCAUCCUCGCCAACGCACAGGACAACGCAUCGAUCCAAAAACACCUGCUCACCUUCUUGCCCCAGCCUUACAAGCCCGAAGCACCUUCUGCCAGCUCGAACGCGGCUGCGAGUGCCGCAGUCCGUUCGGAGGCGAUGGACGUCGAUUCUGCCGAGCCCAAGGCGGAGGCCGCUAAGGACGCCAAACCCAUUUCGACUGCCGCCGCCUCGGCGAAACCCGCACAGAGGCAGCCCGAGGCGCAGCCCGAGCUGGUUGCCUACCUGCGUUUGCUGACGCUCGUCCACCUCAUUGACAACAAGAAGCUCGAUGCAGCCUCCGACGAGGCCGUUGCUUCCAUCUCGACCAUCACGCAGCAAAACAGGAGAACGCUCGACCACCUCGCUGCCAAGACGAUCUUCUACCUGGGAAGAGCCGAAGAACUCAAAGUCGAACACCAUGCCAAGGCGAAAGGUGCGCGCGUCGAAGGUGGCCUCACCGCCAUUCGAAGCCAGCUGCUCGGCCUGCAGCGAACCGCCUCACUGCGUCACGACUCCGAGACCGAGGCGACCAUCAUCAACCUGCUGCUGAGGUCGUACAUUGUGGAAGCAAAUCUGUACGACCAGGCUGACAAGCUCGUCGCCCGAGCUCCUUUCCCUCGAUCGAGCGCCAGUAACCCUCAGGUGGCUAGGUACGACUACUACGUCGGACGCAUCCGUGCUGUCCAGCUCGACUACACGCAGGCGCACGUCCACCUCCAGCAGGCCAUCCGACGCGCGCCUCAGGUUUCGCUUCCGCAGGACUCGAGCUCGGCUGGUAGCGAUACCACUGCUGCUACCCCUAAACCGGCGACUGUCGAGAAGAAGGAUACGGCCAACAAGAGGGAGUCAAACCCAGUUGGGCAAUCUCAGACUGCAGCUGGCUUCUUGCAGACCGCGCACAAGUUCUUGGUGGUGGUGGAGCUGUUGAUGGGUGAGAUCCCCGAACGAUCCAUCUUCCGUACGCCUGUUCUGCGCAAAGCGCUUGCGCCGUACAUGGAGAUUGUGCAGGCGGUGCGCGUGGGUGACCUGCAACGCUUCCAGUCGACGCUGCAGAAGUACACUUCGCUCUUCCAGACAGACAAGACGCUCUCGCUGAUCGUGCGUCUCCGCCACAACGUGAUCAAGACGGGCAUUCGAAUGAUUUCGCUCUCGUACUCGCGCAUCUCGCUCGCUGACAUUACGCACAAGCUGCACCUCGAAUCGGAGGAAGACGCCGAGUAUAUCGUCGCGAAAGCGAUCCGCGACAAUGUGGUGGACAGCCGAGAUACGCGUGUCGACCACGAGAAGGCCGAGAUGGUCAACCGCGAGACCAAGGAUCUGUACGAGACGGACGAGCCCAUGCAGCAGUUCCAGCAGCGCAUCCAGUUUUGUCUUCAGCUGCACAACGAGAGCGUCAAAGCGAUGCGCUACCCGCUCAACGGUCACAAGGCUGAGCUGAACAGCGUGGCGGAAGCGCAUGAGCGCGAGAGGGAGUUGGCCGCCGAGAUCGCGGAUGGCGAGAUGGACGAUAGCGAUGAUGACUGGGCUUAG
Messenger RNA from Sporisorium graminicola, 1803 nucleotides. RefSeq lists its product as uncharacterized. Lineage: Eukaryota; Fungi; Basidiomycota; Ustilaginomycetes; Ustilaginales; Ustilaginaceae. Gene Ontology annotation, molecular function: enzyme regulator activity. Gene Ontology annotation, biological process: ubiquitin-dependent protein catabolic process; regulation of protein catabolic process. The record is from RefSeq and is a predicted model, not a curated record. Gene Ontology annotation, cellular component: proteasome regulatory particle, lid subcomplex; proteasome complex. Bases 1 to 1803 code for a protein of 600 amino acids. The transcript has a single exon.